This is a messenger RNA of Pocillopora meandrina, 4075 nucleotides long. The record is from the annotation of a GenBank genome assembly. Lineage: Eukaryota; Metazoa; Cnidaria; Anthozoa; Scleractinia; Pocilloporidae.
AUGCUUCAAGUGAGCCCUGUUCACAACUUGAACACUUUUUUCCGACUUGGUAUCCAUUGUCUGGUUCAAGCUAUCAACAGAGUUCAUGUGUUUGGAGAGAAAUUCAUCAGUGAGGUAGCUGUUGUGGCAACAACAAAAUGGAAGCUGAUCUUGUUCAUUGUUACAAUAAUGUACAUUUUCUUCAAAGUACUGCAAAAGACACGUAAGUGGGUGCCAAAGGAAGUUGCUGAUUCAGCCUAAUAUUUCACGUGAAGGCAACUUUUUGACCAUAUUUUAGUAUUAUUCAUAAACUGAAACUUCAGCAGUUUUCUUUUCAUAUCACAACAUUUUUUUGAUACAUAUACAAACUUGCACAUUGUGCUGAAGAAGCCUGUUACCAGUUAUAAAUCAAUUCUGUUACCAUUUUAAGGAAAAUGCUGUAUAUUAUGGUGACGGACAUACAUGUAAUUAUUCUCUCUUUGCACAACAUGACUUUGUGUUACAGUUCACAAAGUCCUCCUUCAAAAUAUUUGGGAAAUAUUUAACUGUCAGUUAGAGACACAGUUAAGUGUUUAAGCAUGGUAAGAUUGUAUAGUUUACCUGGCUAAGGGGGAGGAAGCCUGUUGGGAUUGGUUACCAGAUGGACCAUCACUUAUUAAAACCUGUUAUCACCUGGCAGUGGUUGCAUGCCUUAGGAUGGAAUCUGGCUUUAACUUUUUGUAAACCAUACAAAUGUGAAUUUUUUUUUGUAGCCAAUGAACAAAAGAAAUUAUCUCUAAACAAAUGUUCCAUUUACCAUUAAUGAUAAUUUUAGGUGAGGAGCUCAAGGCUACUGAGGAAGUAAUUCUUAUCACAAGAUUAUUUCAAAUGAUCAAGGUUUGGAUGCCCAAUUGUAUUAGCCAUUUACACCAUCAUAUUUAUGAUCACAUAUUUGCAUGUUUGCAGUGAAGAAAAUUACAAGUUGUUGAAAAAAUACCUUGUGAAAAGAUUGAAAUUGUUUUUAAAUGGUUUACUAGGACAUUCAAUUAUUUUUCACUGAGACGUGUUGCUGAUUAAGAAAUUAUCGCCAUUUUCCUGUCAUAGAACACGCAAAAGCCUGGAGUUACUACAGAUAUUAUAUCACUCAUAGAAAAGCACAAGAUUGAUGUGAACAGGAAGCACCCUAAAUCAGAGUCUGGCCUAACUUUGUUUUUGGUGAGUUGUCCAAAACUGAACAAUGUGUUCAGAAAAGAUUGCAGCUUAGGAUGUUGGGUUCAAAACAGUUGAAACUAAAUGCUACUGAGAAUAAUUUUAAUAGUACAAAAAUGUAAGGCAUUAUCUUUUAAAAGACAAUGUACAAAGUUAGAUUGUGUAAUGUCAAAAGUGGUUGCCACAGAAAUGGCAAGAAACUUGACAGUACCUUAUUUGUUUAAGUCUUCUCAAACUUCUGUCUUGAAACUUUUCUAGUUAUCCACUCUUUUGUAUAAUUACUGUAUAUGUGCAAUUUUUACUGUUGAUUAAUCAAGGAUUUUGACUUAUUAUUAAGAAAACUAUCUAUAAUGCUUAUGUUUAGAGCUUAUCUUUAAAAGUAUGGAAACUAAGAAUCCUACUUGUAGAAACUGUUUAAAAUGUACCCAGGUAGAAUUACAAAAAAAGUCAUGAAGGAAAUUUGUUUGAGACAAAAAUCUGAAGAUAUGAGUUUACUGCCUGGGGAAAAACGUUUGUAAAGUAAAGCUUGUUCCAACCUGAUGCAAUUGAUAUUUUAUUAGUGAUAGUACUUUUUAAUAGAUACAUGUAACUAAAAAUAAUUUAACUAUGUGCUUGGAAAAAUACUUGAAAUAGUAAUUCAAUGAAAAAAACUUACCAGAUCUGUAUCUUAUGUAUUGCUAGUGUGCCUGUUUGAGUGGGGACAAUUGCCUUAUUUUAUACAUGUUGAAUAAAGGUGAGGAGUUUAUCCCUUUUUUUAAUUAAAUUGUUUUAAAGAUAUUAGUGCCUUAAGUAAAAGAAUGGAAAACUUAAUUUCUCAUAGUCUUUGAUCAAUAUCAAACCUUUUAUACUUUAUCUGAAUGUUCCUUGAAUCAGGAGUUACCAGAAACCCUUCAAGUAUCUUUGAAGAAUAGGUUUAAAGUGAAAGGCAAUCCCUUUUGGUGAAAUAGGAGCAGGAGCUGACACUGCACUUUAUUCUUUUUAUAUGAUAAAAUUGAAUAACCUUUACAUUUUAUCUAAGAAUAAAUUGAAAAAGACUUGCAUUUUUAUAGGAGCUGAUAUAAAUUCAAAUACUUCAUGCAAGGAUAGUGCCCUUCAUCUCGCUAGCUUUUUUUGUGGCACACAGAAGGUCUCAAACUGUCUUGGAGUUAUAACCUCCUUGUUUGAAGCAGGUAAAUUCCAGAUGAAGAAAGCAAUACACUGAUCUCAAGGUAUAAAUUGCAUUAUUUUUCUCCAUCCCAUCCUUGGGGCCAGGGUUAUUUUGGAUAGUAGACUUUCAGAGGAAAAAUCUUGACAGGUUUCAAUUCAAAAUAAAAAAAAAGGAAAAAUGCCAGGAAAUAACUAAUAUCAUAUUAUGACAGUUUUAGGCUUCCUCGUCUUAACCCUCACUUCUCAAAAAAGUUUAAAGAAAAACUUAAAAUUUUUAGACAGACAUUUCCUGAAUGCUUUUGUAAAUCAAUUGUGGUUUUACUACGUAACGUUUUAUUAAAUUUGAAUUCUUUAUCCUGGUUUACUUGAUACAGCUGGGGGGUUGAUAAUACCAAGUUACGAUAGAGCUGAUUGACUAUGCUGGUAUAUUUGAAAAAGAGACCCUUCUCUUACAUCAUUGGCCUUACCAAAUAACUCAAUAGUUAUCAUCUGUGUCAAUUUUACUUUCCAGGGUGCGACAUAAAUUCUCAAAACUGGGUUGGUAAUACUCCUCUGACUAUUGCUGCAUCCUCCGGGAAUUGUAACCUCGUGCAACACCUGAUAUCUCUAGGUAUGGGUAUAGUUUUCCGACUGGUGCAAUUGGCAGGACCCAAAACUUUUUAAGAAUGAAACAUAAAAUUGAAUUAAUCAGCUUUGUACGAAAAAAGGAGUUAUCACGGAAAAACUCAUUCAUGGCGCACCACAAAAAUUGUCCUUUGUCUCCUCCUCCUCUUUCUGCAUCAUUUUCGGCGUCUUCUUUUCUACACGUGCACGUCAACCAAAACCUCACAGCUUUUUUUGUAAGUUUUGUCGAUUUCCCGGCAUCGGGAAGGUUUCAAUACAUUCACGUGCGUCAAAUUUAUGAAAUUGAGUGUCUAAAUUACGACAAAGAUAACAGUGGUUUUUUUUUGGAACUCGUUCUAAAUAACGCUUAAGUCGCUGACAAUAUAAACCUAACCCUAAGCAACUCUCUCCCUAACCUUUUCUGGCAUGUGCGAAAUGUUUUACUUGUUGACGCGAAUAGCACUCUUUUUUCGGAAUUAUUAGGUGCAGAUAAGAGUCUUUGUACAAACGACGGAAUCUACCCCAUGGACUUUGCAAUAAAUAGUGGUAAGUCCCUGGUCGUGUGUGGUUCCAGAUUUCAUGUUUUGAAACGUGGGGUGCAGAUUAUAUCGCUAUGUAGUUAAAAACGUACGUUCAAUAAAGCGCUUUUUCCGCGUUCGGAAUUUAAUAAAACUAGUAGAGUGGUUUGUUUUAUUCCUCACCACGGAUCGUAGGAAAGAAAAAUUUAUAUUUCUAACACGAUUAGGUGUUAUCCCAAGGCUAGUCGACUAGACAAUUUACUUUGGAAAUAACAAAAAAGGGUUCCGCGACGCAUAAAGCAUUGAUUACGUGAUUAAGGUUGACCUCUGAUAUUUCGAUUUUUUAUCCCUUUGUUUGUUCAUAUCUUUUAACUGCAUUUACAUUGCCAUCGUGACCUUUUGGAAUGUUGUUAAAUUCGUCUUCCCUGUGGACAGGUCAUCUUGAUGCGGCAAAUUUGCUGGCUAUUGCCGUUCCAAAUCCUCAUGUUUGGGACAUCGUUGAACCCCAUACUCCCCCAAGAGUUAAGCUUGGUCUUCAGAGUCCUUGCAAGCAGCAUCUGGUGAAUUCUUCAUUUCGAAGGAGUCGCAUGGACUUCACUAAGAAGCAACAACAUACUGCACCAAGUAUGAUACGUUGUUAA